AUGGGUCUGGCACAGGCGAAGACUCGCCGGAAGAUCGGCAAGGAUCCCAACAACACAAAAUGGACCAAGGACCUCGACUCCUUCGGCCAGAAGAUCCUGCGAUCACAGGGCUGGGAACCUGGCCAGUACCUCGGUGCAAAGGACGCCGCACACGCGGUGCACCACACUGCGGCCAAUGCCUCAUUCAUCCGCGUAGCCCUCAAGGACGACAUGCUCGGUCUUGGUUUCAAGCAGGCAAGGGAUGACAGGGUCACCGGCAUGGACGUUUUCUCCGACCUCUUGGGACGGUUGAACGGCAAAUCAACCGAGGUCAUUGCGAAGGAGCAGGAGGCUCGCACGGCACUGAAGAGCACCCUAUAUUGCGACAAUAAGUUUGGACCUAUGCGAUUCGUCAGCGGCGGAUUCCUCGUUGGCGACAAGAUCAAGGAAGAACCCACGGCCGAUCCCAAGGGGGAGGACAGCGACGACGAUGACGUCAAGAUGGAGGACGUCCCGAUAGCCCCCGAAUCGAGCAACAAGUCGAAGAAGCGCAAGGCCGAAGAGUCGAGCGAAGACGAAUCUUCAUCCGAGGAUGAGAAGGCGAAGAAGAAGCGGAGGAAGGAGGAGAAGAAGGCCUCCAAGAAGCUGAAGGCUGAGGCCGACGGCGAAGAGACCUCAACGAGCGAAAAGAAGGACAAGAAGCGCAAAUCAAAGUCUGCAAAGGAGGAUGCAUCAGAAGAUACCCAGGACGAGACGGAGAAGAAGUCGAGAAAAGACAAGAAGAACAAAAAGGCGAAGAAGGAAGCCGGCGAUGAAGAGGAUUCCUCUGACGAUAAGUCAUUAAAGAAGAAGCGCAAGGGAGAGAACGAUGCCGAGAAGGCUGCGAGGAAAGAGGAGAAGAAGCGCCGCAAGGAGGAGAAGCGCGCAAAGAAGGAGGCGUCUCGCGAGUCCACGUCGACAACACCGACGGUUAGCGGUACUUCCACGCCGGUGCUCAGAGGCCACCACGCCGUGAGAUCACGGUGGAUUGCGCAGAAGAGGAUGGCGACUAUGGAUGACAAGGCAUUGAACGCGAUUUUCAUGUACUUUAUCAACUUGGCAACACUAGCGACGAUUGGCAGCCUCUCGGUGAGAAUAUCACCCUCUGGCGACGAGGAGCCCAAGCUACUGCUCGCAGUACCCGCCGUCUCCCUCUUCCUCGUCUCAGGAGUCGGGGUGAUCAUCACGAUGUACGACGUCUGGCCCCGCACGGGACACCGGCGUCUUCUCGGCAGCAUCCUGGGGUUCACUGCCACGCUCGUGUACGCGAUCACAAUACCGAGCUGGACGUUCGGCAUCGGGCAGGUCCUGGGACGGGGUUUUUACCUCCUCAGCGGCUUCCACGUCGGGUUCUGGCUCGAGUCGGUGACUGGGUUCAUGGGGCGGGUCCUCAAGGCUCUGGAGAACUCGAAAGAGGAGCCGCUGCCGCAAAAGAACCGUUCUGCUGACGAGGGUACGGCGCGGGCUCAGCUUUCUUCUUCCAGUGCGGCACAAGACAUUUGA
Messenger RNA from Colletotrichum orchidophilum, 1521 nucleotides. RefSeq names its product G-patch domain-containing protein. The record is from RefSeq and is a predicted model, not a curated record. Lineage: Eukaryota; Fungi; Ascomycota; Sordariomycetes; Glomerellales; Glomerellaceae. Bases 1 to 1521 code for a protein of 506 amino acids. The transcript is spliced from 4 exons. Gene Ontology annotation, molecular function: nucleic acid binding.